Messenger RNA from Trichoderma atroviride IMI 206040, 756 nucleotides. RefSeq lists its product as uncharacterized. Lineage: Eukaryota; Fungi; Ascomycota; Sordariomycetes; Hypocreales; Hypocreaceae. The record is from RefSeq and is a predicted model, not a curated record.
AUGGCUCUAAAAGGCAGGGUCUUUGCCAUCACCGGCGGUGCAAGCGGCAUUGGCCUGGCCACUGCGCAGGUUCUGUCAAGACGAGGAGCAACGGUUUGCAUUGCCGACGUAGAUCCAGAAGCAAUGAAGGCUGCUGAAGUAUAUUUCACUUCGCUGCAAGUUCCUCACAUGGUCACAAGAGUGGACGUUUCCAAGAGAAGAGAGGUCGAUGCCUGGAUCGAGUCCAUUGUCAAGGCCCACGGCCGGCUGGACGGUGCUGCCAACGUAGCAGGAGUUAUCGGGAAAUACCACGGCGUCUCGCCAGUUUCAGAGCUCGACGAUGACGAGUGGGAUAGAAUCAUCGGCGUCAACCUUACCGGAACCAUGUACUGUAUGAGAGCCGAACUGAGGAAUAUGAACGACCGCGGUUCCAUCGUCAAUGUUUCUUCUAUCCACGGAUUAAAGGGAUUUGCCAGGCAUGGCGCUUACGACGCAAGCAAGCACGGCAUUGUUGGUCUCACGCGAGCCGCUGCCCUUGAGAAUGGAGAGCGAGAAAUCCGCGUCAACAGCGUUGCUCCCGGCGCCAUUUACACGCCAUUGAUGCAGAAGAACUGGGACUUUUCGGGCCGGCCAAAAGACGCUGCCUUUGACGAUCCCACGGCCUUUCAGCGACAAGGCACAGCGGAGGAGACGGCGAAUGUGAUUGCUUUCCUGCUGGGCCCAGAGAGCACGUUUGUGAGCGGGAGCGUAUACAAGGUGGAUGGAGCCUGGAUUUAA